ACCGCCUGAGUGUUGUGAAUGGGCGUGGCCGAGUUUGCGUGGUUACGUCGAGCUCUUGCCUUCGACACAAGUGAGACGGUCCGAGCCACAUUUACUUCGUUUUUAUCGAAACAUCAGCAAUCGAUCUAAUUCAGGAUGUUUUACACCUGUGGUCCCAAUGAGGCGAUGGUGGUCUCAGGAUGUGGCCGCUCUCCUCCUCUAAUGAUUGCUGGUGGAAGAGUGUUUGUUUUUCCCUGCAUUCAGCAAAUCCAGCGGAUCUCUCUCAAUACUCUGACUCUGAAUGUGAAGAGUGAUAAGGUCUACACCAGACAUGGAGUACCAAUCUCAGUAACGGGCAUUGCUCAGGUGAAGAUUCAGGGUCAGAAUAAAGAAAUGCUGGCCGCAGCCUGUCAGAUGUUCAUGGGGAUGUCGGAGGUUGAGAUUGCUCAGAUUGCCCUGGAGACCCUUGAGGGACAUCAGAGAGCCAUUAUCGCCCACCUGACUGUGGAGGAGAUCUAUCAGGACCGUAAAAAGUUCUCAGAGCAGGUCUUUAAGGUGGCUUCCUCUGACCUGCUCAACAUGGGGAUCGGUGUUGUCAGCUACACGCUCAAAGAUGUGCAUGAUGAUCAGAAUUAUCUAAGCUCGCUGGGUAAAGCUCGUACCGCUCAGGUGCAAAGAGAUGCCCGUAUCGGUGAAGCUCAGUUCAAGAGGGAUGCCGUCAUCAGGGAGGCUCACGCCAUGCAGGAGAAGAUCUCUGCUCAGUAUAAGAAUGAGAUUGAGAUGGCUAAAGCCCAGAGAGACUUUGAGCUGAAGAAAGCCGCCUAUGACAUGGAGGUCAACACCAAGAAGGCAGAGUCUGAAAUGGCCUAUCAGCUUCAGGUGGCCAAGACAAAGCAGCGCAUCGAGGAGGAGAAGAUGCAGGUUCAAGUCGUGGAGCGUACGCAGCAGAUCACUCUACAGGAGCAGGAGAUCACCCGCAGGGAGAAGGAACUGGAGGCCAAAGUCCAGAAACCAGCUGAGGCCGAGAGAUACCGCAUUGAGAAGCUCGCUGAGGCAGAAAAGCUUCAGUUGAUCAUGGAGGCAGAAGCUGAGGCAGAGGCCAUCAGAAUGAGGGGAGAGGCAGAGGCCUUUGCACUGGAGGCAAAGGGUCGGGCUGAAGCCGAGCAGAUGGCCAAAAAGGCAGAAGCCUUUAAGCAGUACAAAGAGGGAGCCAUGGUGGACAUGCUGCUGGAGAAACUCCCACUGAUGGCAGAAGAGAUCAGCAAGCCACUCUGUGCAGCCCAGAAGGUCACCAUGGUGUCCAGCGGUGGGUCAGAAGUGGGCGCAGCUAAGCUGACAGGAGAAGUUCUGGAAAUCAUGACUCGCCUGCCGAGCGCAGUGGAGAAACUGACUGGAGUCAAAAUCUCACAGGUUGUUUCAACCCGCAUGGGCUAAUGGAGUUCAUGAGGAAGGAAUGCGGUCUGAUCAGCUCUGAUCGUGGAUCUCAGCUCUUCCUGUCUGUGCAUGCCUGUGUUUGUACUGAACCUGGAACAUUGAGCUCCUUUUUGUUUUUGUAAUCCACCAUUUGUAACAUUCAGUUUUUAUAUUCUAGUUUGUAAAUUGUUAUUUUAUCACAUUAUAUGAUCAUUUUAUAAGUUAGGUGUACUACAUCAUCUGCUCCAGAGCCACUGUUAACGGUGAAUAUUCAGGGAAGCAGGGCUGGUCUUCCUUUCAUUUUUUUUUAAUAGUUUCUGUAUUUCUUGUCUGUCAGAGCCACACGCAUGUUGAUUCUGGUACAGUUUCUUUCAAAACCAAAGUGCAUUCAAGUCAAAUGCAUGUAAAUUCACCUGAAGUGCAUUACUGAAGCCAUAGUCCACGUGCAUGAUGCCUCACGUCUGCAGACACUGAAAUGUGACGCUUUCUUGCAGUUUUAAGGUUUGUCAUUCAAUGGUCUGUGCAGGCCUUUUCCUUUAAACAGUGGCACAGUUUGCAGACAUAUUGAAAAUUAUUUGGAAUAUAAUAAAUUUGUUCUGUGUGCUCAGUAAAGUGAUUUAUACAGCAAGUUGAAAAGUAAGAUGGGGUGGGAAGUGUG
Sinocyclocheilus rhinocerous is the source of this 2050-nucleotide messenger RNA. Its product is annotated as flotillin-1-like. The record is from RefSeq and is a predicted model, not a curated record. Gene Ontology annotation, molecular function: protease binding. Lineage: Eukaryota; Metazoa; Chordata; Actinopteri; Cypriniformes; Cyprinidae. Gene Ontology annotation, cellular component: plasma membrane; cytoplasmic vesicle; flotillin complex. The coding region runs from base 136 to 1413 and encodes 425 amino acids. Gene Ontology annotation, biological process: positive regulation of cell-cell adhesion mediated by cadherin; positive regulation of endocytosis; regulation of receptor internalization. The transcript has 13 exons.